Sphaeroforma arctica JP610 is the source of this 3415-nucleotide messenger RNA. RefSeq lists its product as hypothetical. Gene Ontology annotation, molecular function: ATP hydrolysis activity; ATP binding; P-type proton-exporting transporter activity. Lineage: Eukaryota; Ichthyosporea; Ichthyophonida. The record is from RefSeq and is a predicted model, not a curated record. Gene Ontology annotation, biological process: regulation of intracellular pH; proton export across plasma membrane. The transcript is spliced from 2 exons. The coding region runs from base 1 to 3201 and encodes 1066 amino acids. Gene Ontology annotation, cellular component: plasma membrane.
AUGGGUGUAGAAACCAAAGACUCGACCGUCGACUUGGAAGAGAAAGGUGAUCUAGUGGGUGAUGCCCUACCCGAUUUCUACCCCUCCAAAGGUCUCACCUCUGCGGAGGCAGAAAACCUGCUGGCGCAAUGGGGACGCAAUGAGUUAAUUGAAGAAACCAUCCCCUCUUGGAAGGUUUUCCUUAUGCAGUUAUACGCUCCCAUGCCCAUCAUGAUCUGGAUCGCUAUCAUCAUCGAAGCUGCCAUUCAGAAUUGGCCCGAUAUGGGAGUUCUUCUGGCCAUCCAAUUUAUCAACGCUACCAUCGGUUGGUACGAGAUUACUAAGGCUGGCAAUGCCAUCGCCGCCCUUAAAGCAUCGCUCAAGCCCAUGGCGACAGUCAAGCGUGACGAUAAGUGGCAGAACAUUGAUGCUGGUGGUGUUGUACCUGGUGAUCUAGCACUCCUAGGUGCUGGUUCCGCCAUCCCAGCUGAUUGUGCUAUCAACAAGGGUCGUCUUGAAGUGGAUCAGUCUGCGCUUACAGGAGAGUCUCUGCCCGUGACCAUGAAAGAUGGUGAUCAACCCAAAAUGGGAUCCACUGCCACUCGUGGCGAGGUCGAGGCCACUGUGUGCAGCACUGGAAUGAACACUUUCUUCGGAAAGACCGCUGCUAUGUUGAACACCGGUAAUGAAUUGGGUAGUUUGCAAAAAAUCCUUCUGCGGCUCAUGGUUAUCCUGGUCGGGCUGUCCGUCACACUCUGUGUUUCUGCGUUCAUCUUCUUAAUGGUUAUGGGACAAGAUUUCAAGGAGUCUAUCUCGUUCACUGUAGUUGUACUGGUUGCCUCUAUCCCCAUUGCCAUUGAAAUCGUGACCACGGCCACACUUGCCAUUGGUUCUCGUGCUCUAUCCGAGCACGGUGCUAUUGUGUCGAACUUACAAGCUAUCGAGGGUAUGGCCGGUAUGAAUAUUCUUUGUUCCGACAAGACUGGUACACUCACGCUCAACAAAAUGGUUAUCCAAGACGAUUGCCCCACCUAUUCUCCCGAUCAGAAUCAGUACACUGUAUUGCAAGCUGCUGCCCUCGCCGCUAAGUGGAAGGAGCCUCCUCGUGAUGCUUUGGAUACUUUGACUCUUGGUUCCGCAGAUCUAGAUAGUCUGGAGCAGUAUGAGCAGAUUGAUUUCUUACCUUUCGACCCGUCUAUCAAGAGAACCGAAGGUACGCUCAAGGGCCCCGACGGUAAGAUAUUCAAAACUACGAAGGGUGCGCCUCAGAUUAUCGCCAAGUUGCUCAGUGACACUCCCGAAAACCAAAAGGUUAAGGAUAUGGUUGCCGAGAAAGUGAACGAACUUGCAACUCGUGGUAUUCGUGCGCUAGCUGUGGCCAAGACCAAAGAUGACAGUGACGAGUGGAUCAUGUUGGGUAUUCUGACUUUCUUGGAUCCUCCUCGUCCCGACACAAAGGAGACAAUUGAGCGUGCUAUGGAACUUGGUGUAGAUGUUAAGAUGAUCACCGGAGAUCAUGGAGUCAUCGCGAAAGAGACCUGUCGCCAGUUAGGUAUGGGUACUAACGUGCAGGGAACUGAGGGUAUCCCUCCGUUGGACGAGAACGGUGAUCCACCCAAGAAUCUGGGUAAGAUCCUUGGUGAUCGUAUCCUAGAAGCUGAUGGUUUCGCUGAGGUGUUCCCCGAGCACAAGUUCUUGCUUGUCGAGGCUUUCCGUCAGCAAGGUUUUGCCACAGGUAUGACUGGUGAUGGAGUCAACGAUGCACCCGCUUUGAAGCGUGCUGAUAUCGGUAUUGCCGUCGCCGGUGCCACCGAUGCCGCUCGUGCUGCUGCUGAUAUUGUGCUUACAGGCGAGGGUUUGAGUGUAGUCAUCACAGCUAUCAUCAUGGCACGUCAAAUCUUCAAGCGUAUCCAAGCCUUCAUCAACUACCGUAUCGCCGCCACACUUCAGCUGUUGUUCUUCUUCUGGAUUGAAGUGUUCGCCUUCCGACCCGAAGAGUACGAACCCAGUCCCGAAGGCCUUACGGCUGGAGGUGGUGAUCCCGAUUUGUACGAGGAGUGGCCUUAUUUCUUCCAGGUCCCCGUGCUACUGCUGCUUCUUAUUACCGUUCUUAACGAUGGUACUCUGAUCUCCAUCGGUUAUGAUAAGGCUAUCCCCAACAAGCGUCCCGACAAGUGGAACCUCAAGGUGCUAUGGACCAUGUCUAUUGUGCUCGGUGCGGUUGCUUGCGGUUCAUCACUGCUCCUUCUUUGGCUCAUGUUGGACUCCUGGAAUCUAAAUGGUGUUGUACAGUCUAUUGGUUUACCUGGUUUGUACUACGGACAGAUCACCAUCUCCAUGUACCUGAAGAUUUCAGUUUCUGAUUUCUUGACCUUGUUCUCAUCUCGUACCUACCCCGGUCCCUUCUGGUCACAAGCACCAGGAACUGCCUUGCUUUGUGGUGCCUCAGCAUCUCUGCUGCUGUCUACCCUUCUGGCCUGUUUCCUGCCCAACGGAGAUAUGGACGAGGUUCCUAUCGAAGGUCUUGUCCGUGCCGACUUCAAAUGGUGGCCGUUGAUCAUCUGGGCUUAUUGCAUCGUUUUCUGGUUCAUUCAGGAUGCCUGCAAGGUGCUCGGCUAUUACAUUCUAUACAAGUUCGAUAUCUUUGGCUCAGUGUCUGGUGCGGCCAUCAACAUGAAGCACGCCAACACUGUCACCGACAUGCCUCAAGCCCGCAAGAGUAUUGCCGUGGUUGAGAACAGGUUGUUUAUCCGCAAGAUCGAUGCUGCCAUCGAAUCUGUUGAGAAGGCCACCAAAGCCGACCCCAAAUUGGAGGGCGAAUUCGGUGAGAUUCUCUCUGAACUUCGCACAAUGCGUGCGGAUGUCCAGCAUUUGGCCUUGAACCCCAAGUCAGCACCUGGUGCACGUUCGUCAGUUGCUGCUCGUGCGUCGCAGAUGUCACAGGUGGUGCGGGAUCCCACUACUGGCUUGUCCGAGGCACGCAGCUCUACUGCGGCUAGACGUAGCUCUGUGGCGAGACAGAGUGUGAUGAACGGUGCUAAUAGUGAGGCCUUUAUUCUGGAUCAGCAGACUGAGGGACGGGUGUCGAACAUCCGUAGUGCUAUCCAGGAUGUACACGACAAGAACCUUGCUAGAGAGAUUGAGUUAGCAUUGGACGCGGUUGAGCAGGCCGCUGUGAAUGUCCAUGAUGUGGUAGAUACCGCCCACGGAACUUCAACCUAAGCCAUAAUAUACUUUCAAACCCCGGGAAGGAGAUGCACCAAUAUGAUAUUCCUGCGUGCACAUCAAAUACUCGCUCAUGCGACCGGAGUCCGUACAAAGAAUUUGGGCCAAUACUCCGUAAGCCUGUUGAUCGGUGAAAUAGUACACUGGUAAAUAUAUCCGACCCUAUCGCUGUUGUUAUAUCUUAGAAAAUUAAAAAUUCUUUUUGACACGA